Molecule: messenger RNA, 899 nt
Organism: Mauremys mutica (yellowpond turtle)
Lineage: Eukaryota; Metazoa; Chordata; Testudines; Geoemydidae
Product: chromatin complexes subunit BAP18-like
Exons: 6
Coding region: 128-721 (197 amino acids)
Cellular component (GO): NURF complex; MLL1 complex
Source: RefSeq, a predicted model, not a curated record
UUCCCGCCACCCCCCGCGGCGCGCGCGCGCGCAGCAGGAGGGGGCGGGGCCAGCAGCUGGGGGGCCGCGAGCGGCGGCGGCGGCCAGAGAAACCCCCCGGGGCGGGGGCAGGAGCGUCCGGGGCGCCAUGACGUCAGCGUCCACCAAGGUGGGCGAGAUUUUCUCCGCGGCCGGCGCCGCCUUCACCAAGCUGGGGGAGCUGACGAUGCAGCUGCACCCCGUGGCCGACUCGUCGCCCGCCGGGGCCAAGUGGACGGAGACGGAGAUCGAGAUGCUGCGGGCGGCCGUCCGGCGCUUCGGCGACGACCUCAACCGGAUCAGCGCCGUCAUCAAGGAGCGGACGGUGGCGCAGAUCAAAGCCACGGCCAAGCGCAAAGCCUACGAGGACAGCGGGGUGCCCCUGCCCGCCGACUCCCCCAAGAAAGGCCCCAAGAAGGGGCACGGGCCGGGGGGGGCCGCCCCCGCGGCCCUGCCCCCCCCUGCCCCGGCCGGGGGCCCCGCCGGGCUGCAGGACGCGCCCGCCCCACCCAUGAAGAAGCAGAAGGCGUCGGACGUCACACUCAGCGCCUUGAACGACUCCGACGCCAACAGCGACCUGGUCGACAUCGAGGGGCUGGGGGACGCCCCCCCCGCCAAGAAACUCAACUUCGACCAGGACAGUCUGACCCUGGACCCCGGGCUCCUGAUCACGCCUGGCGACCUGCCCCUGCUCUCCCGCUGAGCCCCCCGGCCCCCCCGCCGCCGCACACGGACCGACCCACGCCUGAGCCCCGCCCCUGUGGGGAGGAGCCACCCCCCACGGAGGGGCUGAUGGGAGGUGCCACUGGGCAGAGCCCCCCAUUGGGUCCUUUCCCAGCCCUGUGUUCGCUUUUUAUUUUAAAUAAAAGUCACAGACCGCC